AUGGAAUCUGGAGCUCUUCUUUCCUUGAACUUUACAUUCAAACUGAUGGAUAGUUCUACUCCAUGGACAAAUGAGACAGACUGCUGCGAGUGGCAUGGCAUAAAAUGCGAUGAAAACAACAGCCAUGUACUGGGGAUAUCAGUUGGGAUAAUGGAGGGGUUACUAAUCGACGACGGAAUAAGAGGAGGAGUCAUAGCUGAUAGCCUGUGCAAACUUCCGUUUCUUACACGGCUAGACAUAUGGGACACUGCCGCAACAGGACAUCUUCCAAAGUCAAUCGGGAAUAUUUCAGCUCUUCAAGUGCUGGUAAUGAAUGACAAUCAGUUCAGCGGUGAAAUUCUUUCAGAAAUAGGCGAUCUGAAGCAGCUUCAGAUCUUAGACCUCUCGUCCAACAACUUGUCAGGCUCUAUUCCACACAACAUUGUAUUUUUAGAAGCAAUGGCUGUAGCAAGAGAGGAUGCCUAUGCGACGUACAGUGAAUUAAACUAUGGAGGCUAUGUAAUCAGGAAGUUUUUUUCUCUUGGUGGACUGGAUGUGACUUCGAAAGGAAAUAUUCCAUCAGAGCUUCAAUCUUUGAGCUAUUUGGGAUAUUUAAAUUUGUCCAACAACAAUCUUUCUGGAAAUAUACCGCAAGGAGGACAGAUGAUCACAUUUGAAAACACAUCAUAUUCUGGAAAUCAAUAUUUGCAAGGGUGCCCACUUCCAAGGAAUUGCUCUUGGCCGAAAUUUGCACCUCCUCCUCCCGUAAGUGCUGCUGAAAAUAAAGAUGAAAAGGAGACUGAGCAGAUUCCGUGGUAUCAAAUUGGAGUAGGAUGGUCAUAUGGAGCAGGUUUUCUGAUUGUUGUAGUGUUAUUGCUUUCAGUGAGGCAAGGAUUGGAUGGGAAGUUCCGGAAACUGAAUAGAUUAAACUCAACUUUGAUCAACUUUGAUGGGACAGUAAAAGGGAAUCCUGGGAAGGUGGGUAGUGCGGGUGUCCUAAGAAAUGGUAGUGCUCAACCUGUUAGCUUUCUGCUGCUGAUUGCGGUUAUACUUCCAAUAACAUGGAUGAAGCAUAGGGGCAUUCCUCUUGCUAUUUGCAAAGGCUGGAAGCGGUUAUGGGUAGAGGGAGACUCUAUGUUGUUAAUUGAUGCUAUUCAUGAUGGGAGAACUGGAAUGCCGGAUAAGAUUCGGUGGGAGAAUAUUUUUUAUGAAGCAAUUAACCUGUCGCGAGAAGAUAAUAAAGAGCAUCCUCUCGAUGCCAGGAGGGAUUGUGACUGUAGUGGCUGA
Molecule: messenger RNA, 1266 nt
Organism: Cryptomeria japonica (Japanese cedar)
Lineage: Eukaryota; Viridiplantae; Streptophyta; Pinopsida; Cupressales; Cupressaceae
Product: probable LRR receptor-like serine/threonine-protein kinase At4g36180
Exons: 5
Coding region: 1-1266 (421 amino acids)
Molecular function (GO): protein binding
Source: RefSeq, a predicted model, not a curated record